Molecule: messenger RNA, 1319 nt
Organism: Salvia miltiorrhiza (redroot sage)
Lineage: Eukaryota; Viridiplantae; Streptophyta; Magnoliopsida; Lamiales; Lamiaceae
Product: probable WRKY transcription factor 65
Biological process (GO): regulation of DNA-templated transcription
Cellular component (GO): nucleus
Molecular function (GO): DNA-binding transcription factor activity; transcription cis-regulatory region binding
Source: RefSeq, a predicted model, not a curated record
AUUCGGACCCAUAUUAAAACCCACCACCCAAUCCCACCACCUCUCUUCCUCCAUUUCUUGUUCUCAUCAAUCUCUUUCUUUUUCUUUCUCUCUCUCUCUCUCUCUCUCUCUCACUACCACACUCCCUGCAACUACUCCACCGCCAUGGACGCCGGCUUCAACCGCCACCGCCACCGCUUCGUUAACGAGCUCGACGACUCCGACAAUUCCGCCGGAAACAGCGGGGGAGAUUCCCCGCGCUCCGCCGUCUCUACUGACACCAAGAUCGCUUCCACAUCCUCUUCCAAAAGAAGUAGGAGAGCCAUACAGAAAAGAGUGGUGUCAGUGCCAAUCAAGGACGUGGAAGGAUUAAGGCAGAAGGGUGAUCAGAUUAGCGCUCCGCCGUCCGAUUCUUGGGCCUGGAGGAAGUACGGCCAAAAGCCCAUCAAAGGCUCCCCAUAUCCAAGAGGAUAUUAUAGGUGCAGUAGCUCCAAAGGCUGCCCAGCAAGAAAACAAGUGGAGAGGAGUCGAUUGGACCCUAAAAUGUUAGUGGUGACCUAUUAUUGCGAGCACAACCACAAUUGGCCGGUAUCCAAGAGCAGCCACCACAAAACCGCCGCCGCCAGAAACGUCAAAACUCCGAUAUCGGAGGAGGAGGAAGAAGAAGAGGAGGAGGAAGAAGAAGAAGGAGAAGAAGUAGAGGAGGAGAAGAAACCUAGGAUUAAUCUAUCCGAUCAAUCUCGCGACGAGGUCGCGAUCGGGGCGGCGGAUAACAAAUUUAGUACUAAUAAUCACGGCGGCGAAGGGCUGUCAAUCCAGAAUGGUGAAUUUGGAUGGUUUGCUGAUUUCGAGUGCGCGAAUUUUACUAUGUUGGAGAGCCCGAUGCUUGCCGAGGAGAGGAUUAGUACCGACAGCGAGAUGGCGAUGAUUUUCACGAUGGGGGAUCAGGAGGACGAGUCGCUCUUCGCCGAUCUCGGCGAGUUGCCGGAGUGCUCCACCGUGUUCCGCCGUGGGAUGGUGCAGAGAGAGGUGGAGCAGAGGCGGCCGGGAUUGGCAACCACCGGCUGAGACGGCGAUGUGCCGCCUGCCCCGGAUCUGUAUUAUUCGGAGAUAAACUUUUUUCUUUUUCUUUUUUUUUUUAAAUUAUUAAAAAAAAUGUUAGUAUGAGAGAAGGUUCUUUGUAUUUUUAUGUAAUUUUACUAUUUGUCAACAGCGUAGUGGUUAGAGAAAUAAAAACAAUGUUUUGUUUGGCGGGUUGAUGUCAUAAAUUAAAUCUCAUUGUAAUUAACUCCAUUGGUCAUCGGUGUCCAAGUUGCUAUCUUAUGCAUUAUUUCAUCCCA